AGCUGUUAAUAGGGGAAAUGAGCAAACUCAAGUUGAUUUAGAGUUGUUGAAAUGAUUUUAUGUUUGAUUGGUUUAUUAGGUCUGUAGGUAUUUCUAUGUGAAGAGAAUUGGUUGAAGAGGAAAGCUAUGUUCAUGUUCUGUAGUGAACUGAGGAAGGAUUUUGAGUGGAUUUUCUUUUCCGUCUUCCUCAUUUUUAGUAUUUUCUGAAUGUGAUUGGCAGGGGGAUGAUCUGAUGAUCUGAUGAUCUUUGAUGAUAAUAACAAAGGGGAAUUUCUAGAUAUGAAUAAUAACCUCCACAAUGUAGAUAGCGAUGAACAAACGGAUGGGGUUAGGGUUAAGGGGGAAGAAGUUGGUAGUGGAGAAUCUGGAGAUGAUGCAUCACCACCACAUACAAGUGCUGAAGAUGCAAAAGGUGGGAGUGGAGAUGCUGAGAUUGGUCAGGGAGUUCUACAGGUAUCUCAGCAAUUUAAUCAGGUGAGUUCAGCAUGUUGGGAAAGGUUUCUUCAUGUCAGAUCAAUUAAAGUUCUGAUCGUUGAAAAUGAUGACUCUACUCGCCAUGUUGUUACUGCACUUCUACGAAAUUGCAACUACGAAGUGAUGGAAGCAACUAAUGGAUUACAUGCAUGGAAAAUUUUGGAAGACCUAACAAACCAUAUUGAUAUUGUUUUAUCUGAGGUUGUCAUGCCAUGUUUAUCUGGAUUUGGUCUUCUUUGCAAGAUAAUGAGACAUAAAAUACGCAAGAACAUACCGGUGAUUAUGAUGUCGUCUCAUAAUUCAAUGGGUUUAGUUUUUAAGUGCUUGUCGAAAGGAGCAGUUGACUUUCUUGUGAAGCCUAUUAGGAAGAAUGAGCUUAGAAACCUCUGGCAGCAUGUUUGGAGGAGAUGCCACAGUUCUAGCGGCAGUGGUAGUGAAAGUGGUACCCAAGUUCGGAAUUCAAAGAGUAGUGAUAGAUCUGACGAUGAAAGUGGAAGUGAUGAUUUAGAAGAAAAUGGAAGCAUGGGUAUGAUGAAAGUUGGGGAUGGUAGUAACAGUGGAAGUGGAAUACAGAGCUCUUGGACAAAACAAGCUGUAGAGCUUCAAAUUUCCCAAGCUGUGCCAACACUCGAUAAAGUAGGAGAACAUCCAGACAGCACAGCUCCACUUUUCUCAGCAGCACUGAACUGCCUAGAACAAGGGGAACACCUAGAGAAUAUUGCUGAGAGAAAGGAACUGAUGAAUAGUGGAACUAGAACUGCUGACCUACAAUUCAAUUGGCUUGCUGAAAGCCUAUCUAAACAUUCUGGAAGAAAAUUGACUUGUCUGUCUGAGUUGAACUCUAACACCAUUAGCAAGAAAGUAGAAAAAGGAGAAAAAAAUCCAAAUGGUGACAAAGUUGUCUUGACUGACGUAUCUGAUCCAAAGGAACUGGCUAACUCUUCAGAUAUGAAUGACAAAGUUGAUAGUGAUUCUAAAUGUCCCUCAGCACCUGAGAUAAUUUUAAAGAGAUCUAGAGUGGUCAAGGAUUCUGGAAAGGCAGUUCAGGAUAUGGGCUUCACACCAAAUAAAGUUAAGGUGGCGGAGGGGACCGCUAGAGAAGUUCAAGGUCAUCAUCAUAUUCUAAAGGAUAAACCAGAGACACCAUCUAACUAUGAUGAUUUGUUAUUUAACAAGUUGACCCCACGCGGUCCACAUUGUGGAUCAUCAAAUGUUAAGGAUGGUCCUAUAGAAGGUAAUGCUGGAAAUUACAGUUUGAAUAGAAGUAAUGGUCAGAACGGAAUCAGCACUGUUGCAAAUGCUGGAGAAACAAUUGAGGUUGCAGGAAGAAAAGGUGGAGGUGGUGAUGCUAGUGGAAGUGGCAGUGAUGACAAUAUUGACCAAAACAAAGCCGUUCAUAGAGAAGCACGUCUAAACAAGUUCCACCAGAAAAGGAAGAAGAAGGUUCGGUACCAUAGCAGGGAGAGGUUGGAAGAACAGCAGCCUCAUGUUCGUGGACAAUUAUUUGUGAGCCAGUCAGAUACGGAAAACUCAAGCAACACUGCGGAUUGCUGAACUCAAAUUGUUCCUGGUUGAACAAGGUAUGUCAGAAUAUGAUUCUCACUUAUAGUGGAUCAUGUUAUGUUUUCUCACCUUUGCCUCAUUCUAGAGGAUUUUGUGUAUAUUGCACAAAAUUUAACCAUUGAUGACUUAAUUCUUCCAUUAUGAACAACUACUAUAAACCUGGAACCUUACUUUCUAUUCAAACUUUGCUACUA
This is a messenger RNA of Impatiens glandulifera, 2231 nucleotides long. Its product is annotated as two-component response regulator-like PRR37. Gene Ontology annotation, biological process: cytokinin-activated signaling pathway; phosphorelay signal transduction system. Bases 241 to 2028 code for a protein of 595 amino acids. The record is from RefSeq and is a predicted model, not a curated record. Lineage: Eukaryota; Viridiplantae; Streptophyta; Magnoliopsida; Ericales; Balsaminaceae. The transcript is spliced from 8 exons.